UCUAACAGACAGUGGGUACCACCGAGUGAGUGUCAGAACGGAAAGCUAAGGCGGAAGCAGAGGGGAUGCAGUCAUCGCCUUUCUUGUUUUUCCUUCUUUAGUGAUGAUAGUGGACAUGUGAGGUUUUACUUUCUGCUCUAGGCUGAAUUCUAAAGACCUGCUUUCAAGACUGCUAUAUUCAACACACACAUGGAUUCUGUGCUAUGAUUACAGUUCCCUUUAUUUCAGCAUGAUGGAAUUUUAGCUGCAGUCUUCUUGGUUCCAGCUUAUCAGCCCAAAACUCUGAAUAAAAAAGCUUCUGCAGGGCACUUUCUUAUUCGAGGAGCUAAACAGUGAUUAAAGAAGCAGGAUGAAAAGAUGGCACAGUCAGUGCUGGUACCGCCAGGACCUGACAGCUUCCGCUUCUUUACCAGGGAAUCCCUUGCUGCUAUUGAACAACGCAUUGCAGAAGAGAAAGCUAAGAGACCCAAGCAGGAGCGCAAGGACGAAGAUGAUGAAAAUGGCCCAAAGCCAAAUAGUGACUUGGAAGCAGGAAAAUCCCUUCCUUUUAUUUAUGGUGACAUUCCUCCAGAGAUGGUAUCAGAGCCCCUGGAGGACCUGGACCCCUACUAUAUCAAUAAGAAAACUUUUAUAGUAUUGAAUAAAGGGAAAGCAAUCUCUCGGUUCAGUGCGACCUCUGCCCUGUAUAUUUUAACUCCCUUCAACCCUAUUAGAAAAUUAGCUAUUAAGAUUUUGGUACAUUCUUUAUUCAACGUGCUCAUUAUGUGCACAAUUCUUACCAACUGUGUGUUUAUGACCAUGAGUAACCCUCCAGACUGGACAAAGAAUGUGGAGUACACUUUUACAGGAAUUUAUACUUUUGAAUCACUUAUUAAAAUACUUGCAAGAGGCUUUUGUCUAGAAGAUUUCACGUUUCUACGGGAUCCCUGGAAUUGGUUGGAUUUCACUGUCAUUACUUUUGCAUAUGUGACAGAGUUUGUGGACCUGGGCAAUGUCUCAGCAUUGAGAACAUUCAGAGUUCUCCGAGCAUUGAAAACAAUUUCAGUCAUUCCAGGCCUGAAGACCAUCGUAGGGGCCCUGAUCCAGUCUGUGAAGAAGUUGUCUGACGUCAUGAUCCUCACCGUGUUCUGUCUUAGCGUGUUUGCACUAAUUGGGCUGCAGCUGUUCAUGGGCAACCUGAGGAAUAAAUGCUUGCAGUGGCCCCCAGACAACUCUUCCUUUGAAUUAAAUAUAACUUCCUUUUUUAAUAACUCACUGGAUGGGAAUGGCACCGCUUUCAAUAGGACAGUGAACAUGUUUAACUGGGAUGAAUACAUUGAAGAUAAAAGUCACUUUUAUUUUUUGGAAGGACAAAAUGAUGCUCUGCUUUGUGGGAACAGUUCUGAUGCAGGCCAGUGUCCUGAAGGAUACAUCUGUGUGAAGGCUGGGAGAAACCCCAACUAUGGCUAUACGAGCUUUGACACAUUUAGCUGGGCCUUCUUGUCCUUAUUUCGUCUCAUGACUCAAGACUUCUGGGAAAACCUUUAUCAACUGACCCUCCGUGCUGCUGGGAAAACAUACAUGAUAUUUUUUGUGUUGGUCAUUUUCUUGGGCUCAUUCUACCUGAUAAACUUGAUCCUGGCUGUGGUGGCCAUGGCCUAUGAAGAGCAGAAUCAGGCCACCUUGGAGGAGGCUGAGCAGAAGGAGGCGGAGUUUCAGCAGAUGCUGGAACAGUUGAAAAAGCAGCAAGAGGAAGCUCAGGCCGCAGCGGCAGCGGCAGCAUCUGCAGAAUCCAGGGACUUCAGUGGGGCUGGUGGGAUAGGAGUUUUCUCAGAGAGCUCGUCAGUAGCAUCUAAGCUGAGUUCCAAGAGUGAAAAAGAGCUGAAAAACAGAAGAAAGAAAAAGAAACAGAAAGAACAGUCUGGAGAAGAAGACAAAGAGGUAGUGCGGAAGUCUGAAUCCGAAGACAGCAUAAGAAAAAAAGGCUUUCGGUUUUCAUUGGAAGGAAGUAGGCUAACAUAUGAAAAGAGGUUUUCCUCGCCACACCAGUCUUUACUGAGCAUCCGAGGCUCCAUUUUCUCUCCAAGACGCAACAGUAGGGCGAGCCUUUUCAGCUUCAAAGGUCGGACGAAGGAUAUUGGCUCUGAGAAUGACUUUGCCGAUGAUGAGCACAGCACCUUUGAGGACAACGACAGCAGAAGAGAUUCUCUGUUUGUACCGCACAAACACGGAGAACGGCGUCCCAGCAACGUAAGCCAGGCCAGCCGAGCCUCCCGGGGGUUGCCCACUCUGCCCAUGAACGGCAAGAUGCACAGUGCGGUGGACUGCAAUGGCGUGGUCUCCCUGGUUGGAGGCCCCUCAGCCCUCACGUCUCCGGUGGGGCAGCUACUGCCAGAGGGCACGACUACUGAAACAGAAAUAAGAAAGAGACGAUCCAGUUCCUAUCAUGUCUCCAUGGAUUUGCUGGAAGACCCUACAUCAAGGCAAAGGGCAAUGAGUUUAGCCAGCAUUUUAACCAACACUAUGGAAGAACUUGAAGAAUCUAGACAGAAAUGCCCACCCUGCUGGUAUAAGUUUGCUAACACAUGCCUGAUUUGGGACUGCUGUAAGCCAUGGUUAAAGGUAAAGCACCUGGUCAACCUGGUAGUGAUGGACCCAUUUGUGGACCUGGCCAUCACCAUCUGCAUUGUGUUAAACACACUCUUCAUGGCCAUGGAGCACUACCCCAUGACGGAGCAGUUCAGCAGCGUGCUGUCUGUGGGGAAUUUGGUCUUCACUGGAAUCUUCACAGCAGAAAUGUUUCUCAAAAUAAUAGCAAUGGACCCAUAUUACUACUUUCAAGAAGGCUGGAAUAUCUUUGAUGGUUUCAUUGUGAGCCUUAGUUUAAUGGAACUUGGCUUGGCAAAUGUGGAAGGAUUGUCAGUCCUCCGAUCAUUCCGCCUGCUCCGAGUGUUCAAGUUGGCAAAAUCCUGGCCCACACUGAAUAUGCUGAUAAAGAUCAUCGGCAAUUCCGUGGGGGCGCUGGGAAACCUCACCCUGGUGUUGGCCAUCAUCGUCUUCAUUUUUGCGGUGGUCGGCAUGCAGCUCUUUGGGAAGAGCUACAAGGAGUGUGUCUGUAAGAUUUCCAAUGACUGUGAGCUCCCGCGCUGGCAUAUGCAUGACUUCUUCCACUCCUUCCUGAUCGUGUUCCGCGUGCUGUGCGGAGAGUGGAUAGAGACCAUGUGGGACUGCAUGGAGGUUGCGGGGCAAACCAUGUGUCUUACUGUCUUCAUGAUGGUCAUGGUGAUUGGGAACCUUGUGGUUCUGAACCUCUUCUUGGCUUUGCUUCUGAGUUCAUUCAGCUCUGACAACCUUGCCGCCACGGACGAUGAUAACGAAAUGAACAAUCUCCAGAUUGCGGUGGGAAGGAUGCAGAGGGGAAUCGAUUUUGUUAAAAGAAAAAUACGUGAGUUCAUUCAGAAAGCCUUUGUUAGAAAACAGAAAGCAUUAGAUGAAAUCAAACCUCUCGAAGACCUGAAUAACAAAAAGGACAGUUGUAUUUCCAACCAUACCACCAUAGAAAUAGGCAAAGACCUCAAUUAUCUCAAAGAUGGAAACGGAACGACCAGUGGCAUAGGCAGCAGUGUGGAGAAGUACGUGGUGGAUGAGAGCGAUUACAUGUCGUUCAUAAACAACCCCAGCCUCACUGUGACGGUCCCCAUUGCCGUUGGAGAGUCCGACUUUGAAAAUUUGAAUACAGAAGAAUUCAGCAGUGAAUCAGAUAUGGAGGAAAGCAAAGAGAAAUUAAAUGCAACUAGUUCAUCCGAAGGCAGUACAGUGGAUAUAGGGGCUCCGGCAGAGGGAGAGCAACCCGAGGCAGAACCCGAAGAAUCCCUUGAACCUGAAGCCUGCUUCACAGAAGACUGUGUGCGGAAGUUCAAAUGUUGUCAGAUAAGCAUAGAGGAAGGCAAAGGCAAACUCUGGUGGAACUUGAGGAAAACAUGCUAUAAGAUAGUGGAGCACAACUGGUUUGAAACUUUCAUCGUCUUCAUGAUCCUGCUCAGCAGUGGCGCUCUGGCCUUUGAAGACAUAUAUAUUGAACAACGAAAGACCAUUAAGACCAUGUUGGAAUAUGCUGACAAAGUUUUCACUUAUAUUUUCAUCCUGGAAAUGCUUCUCAAGUGGGUUGCAUAUGGCUUCCAAAUGUAUUUUACCAAUGCCUGGUGCUGGCUAGACUUCCUGAUUGUUGAUGUGUCAUUGGUCAGUUUAACUGCAAAUGCCUUAGGCUACUCAGAACUUGGUGCCAUCAAAUCCCUGAGAACACUCAGAGCUCUAAGGCCACUAAGAGCCUUGUCCCGGUUUGAAGGCAUGAGGGUUGUUGUAAAUGCUCUUCUAGGAGCCAUUCCCUCCAUAAUGAAUGUACUUCUGGUCUGCCUGAUCUUUUGGCUCAUAUUCAGUAUCAUGGGAGUGAAUCUCUUUGCUGGCAAGUUCUACCAUUGUAUCAACUAUACUACUGGAGAGAUGUUUGAUGUGAGUGUGGUCAACAACUACAGUGAGUGCAAGGCUCUUAUAGAGAGCAAUCAGACGGCCAGGUGGAAAAAUGUGAAAGUAAACUUUGACAAUGUGGGACUUGGAUAUCUUUCUCUGCUUCAAGUAGCCACAUUUAAGGGAUGGAUGGAUAUCAUGUAUGCAGCUGUUGACUCAAGAAAUGUAGAAUUGCAGCCCAAAUAUGAAGACAACCUGUACAUGUACCUUUACUUUGUCAUCUUCAUCAUCUUUGGCUCAUUCUUCACUCUCAAUCUGUUCAUUGGUGUCAUCAUAGAUAACUUCAACCAACAGAAAAAGAAGUUUGGAGGUCAAGACAUCUUUAUGACAGAAGAACAGAAGAAAUACUACAAUGCAAUGAAAAAGCUGGGUUCAAAGAAACCACAAAAGCCCAUACCUCGGCCUGCUAACAAAUUUCAAGGAAUGGUCUUUGAUUUUGUAACCAAACAAGUCUUUGACAUCAGCAUCAUGAUCCUCAUCUGCCUCAACAUGGUCACCAUGAUGGUGGAAACUGACGACCAGAGUCAGGAGAUGACGAACAUCCUGUACUGGAUCAACCUGGUGUUCAUUGUGCUGUUCACGGGCGAGUGCGUGCUCAAGCUCAUCUCCCUCCGCUAUUACUAUUUCACCAUCGGAUGGAACAUUUUUGAUUUUGUGGUAGUCAUUCUCUCCAUUGUUGGAAUGUUUCUUGCUGAGCUGAUAGAGAAGUAUUUUGUGUCCCCUACCCUCUUCCGUGUGAUCCGCCUGGCCAGGAUUGGCCGAAUCCUCCGUCUGAUCAAAGGCGCCAAGGGGAUCCGCACGCUGCUCUUCGCUCUGAUGAUGUCACUUCCUGCUCUGUUUAACAUCGGCCUCCUGCUCUUCCUGGUCAUGUUCAUCUACGCCAUCUUUGGAAUGUCCAAUUUUGCCUAUGUUAAGAGGGAAGUUGGAAUUGAUGACAUGUUCAAUUUUGAGACCUUUGGCAACAGCAUGAUCUGCCUGUUCCAAAUCACCACCUCUGCGGGCUGGGAUGGACUCCUAGCUCCUAUUCUGAACAGUGCGCCUCCCGACUGUGACCCUGACACAAUUCACCCUGGAAGCUCAGUGAAGGGGGACUGUGGGAACCCAUCUGUAGGUAUUUUCUAUUUUGUCAGCUACAUCAUCAUCUCCUUCCUGGUUGUGGUGAACAUGUACAUCGCCGUCAUCCUGGAGAACUUCAGCGUUGCCACUGAAGAGAGUGCAGAGCCCCUGAGCGAGGACGACUUUGAGAUGUUCUACGAGGUCUGGGAGAAGUUCGACCCUGAUGCCACUCAGUUCAUAGAAUUCUGCAAGCUCUCUGACUUUGCAGCCGCGCUGGAUCCUCCUCUGCUUAUCGCAAAGCCCAACAAAGUCCAGCUCAUCGCCAUGGACCUGCCCAUGGUCAGUGGAGACCGGAUCCACUGCCUGGACAUCUUAUUUGCUUUUACAAAGCGGGUUUUGGGUGAGAGUGGAGAGAUGGAUGCCCUCCGCAUACAGAUGGAAGAGCGGUUCAUGGCCUCAAAUCCCUCCAAAGUCUCUUAUGAACCCAUCACCACCACUUUGAAACGCAAACAAGAGGAGGUGUCUGCUAUUGUUAUCCAGCGAGCUUACAGGCGCUAUCUCCUAAAGCAGAAAGUUAAGAAAGUUUCAUCUAUAUAUAAGAAAGACAAGGGCAAAGAAGGCGAGGGAACACCAAUCAAAGAAGACAUCCUCAUGGAUAAACUAAACGAGAAUUCAACUCCAGAGAAAACUGACGUGACACCUUCUACCACUUCACCACCUUCAUACGAUAGUGUGACCAAACCAGAGAAGGAAAAAUUUGAAAAGGACAAAUCAGAGAAAGAGGACAAAGGAAAAGAUAUCAGGGAAAGUAAAAAGUAAAAAGAAACCAAGAAUAUUCCAUUUUGUGAUCAACUGUUUACAGCCUGUGUUGGUGAUGCAUCUGUGGAUUCCCUCAGGAGGUCUAUGCCAGACUGACUGUUUCUACAAAUGUAUUCUUAAGGUCAGUGCCUAUAACAAGACAGGGACCUCUGGUCAGCAAACUGGGACUCACUAAGCCAGAGAAACAGCACUGACAGGUUUCUGUUUCCACAACCAGCUGACACUGCUGAAGAGUGCAAUGGCUACUCAGACUAUAGGAACCAAUCGAAAGGGGGGGAGGGAAGUUAAAUUUUUAUGUAAAUCUAACACAUGACACUUGAUAACAGUAAAUGUCACCACUGUUUGUGUUUUAACUGCCACAUCUGCCAUAUUUUUACAAAAUGUGUGCUGUGAAUUUAUCACCUUUUUUUUUUAAUUCACAGGUUGUUUACUCUUAUAUGUGACUAUUUUUGUAAAUGGGUUUAUGUUUGGGGAGAGGGAUUAAGAGGGGAUUCUACAUUUCUCUAUGUAUAACGGAAUAUAUUUUAAAAUGAAGGCAUGCUGCAAUUCUCAUUCACAUAUGAAAAUAUCACAUCACAAGAGGAAAGAGUUUACUUCUUAUUUCAGGAUGUUUUUAGAUUUUUGAGGUGCUUAAAUAGCUAUUCAUAUUUUUAAGGUGUUUCAUCCAGAAAAAAAUUUAAUGUGCCUGUAAAUGUUCCAUAGAAUCACAAACAUCAAAGAAUUAUUUUAUUUUUACAUAAUCCAUUAUAUGUACAUGUAUAUAUGUAUAUAUGUAUAUGGAUGUGUAUAUACAUAUAUACACACAUGCACACACAGAGACACACAUACCAUCACAUAGUCAUUCCAAGUCCUGGCAGCAUGACUAUAACAUUUUUGAUAAGUGUCCUUUGGCUUAAAAUACAAAUAUCCUAUCAGUCCUUUCUAAGAAACCUGAACUGACCAAAAAGCACCCCUACCGCCACUUUAUAAAGUUGAGUCUGCUUUUUCCUGCAGUAUUGUUUAGCCAUCUUCUGCUCUUGGUAAGGUUGACAUAGCGUAUGUCAAUUAAAAAAUAAAUAAAUAAAAGUCUGCUUUGUAAAUAGUCACUUUACCCAGUGGUGCAUGUUUGAACAAACAAAAAUGAUGAUUUAAGCACAGUAUUUACUGCAUCAAAUAUGUACCACAGUAAGUAUAGUUUGCAAGCUUUCAACAGGUGAUUGCCAUUGGUUCCCUUAGAGUUUGGAGCUGUCACUGCUGCAUGUCUCUCUUGCUGAUGCUGCUGAAUCUUAUUCCUUCCACUGUUCAGAAGUCUAAUUGGGGAAGCCAUAUGUCAGUGGUGAAGUGAAGAGAAUUGUUCGAUCCAGACCUCAUCCUUCAUGUCAUGAGCAAUAGGUUGCAGCAAACAACAAAGAGCUUCUUGCUUUUCAUUCUUCCAAUCCCAUCUGAAGAGCCUGUGAUGAAAAGUCUGACUGCAGAAACACGUUCUAAGCUGCUUGGAUCUGUUGAAAUGUUUGGUUAGAGUUUUCUAAGAAAAUAUAAAUACUGUAAAAAGGUUCAUUUUAUUUUAUUUUUCAGCCUUUUGUACAUAAAAUGAGAAAUUAAAAGUAUCUUCAGGUUGAUGUCGCAGUCACAGCGUUAGUUUCUGUUGCCAGCACUUUUAAUUAAAGCACUCCACAAAGUAAGAAAUAAGGACAAGAUGCAGUGUAGGUUUCUGCUUUUGUUCUUAGUACUGUGAACUUGCACACAUUGCCACAUGAAACAGUUCUCACACGGAGUCCGAUGUUUAUUUGCUUUCGGUAGUAAUACCUUAUCAGUAAAAGAAGGUUCUUCAAAGAUCGGUUGAAGUUUUGGCAUUACUUAAAUCUGAUGUUUCCACCUGGUCUUUUUUCCCAGUUCUCAUCAGACUUUUGUAAUGUUUGUUUACACAGAUAGACAGAUAGAAUCUUAUUGAUCUAUACGGCAGUAGAACCGUAUCAGAAAUGAUGCAGAAAUCAAGCUUUCUCUCUCCUUUCUUCUUUCUCUUUCCCUUUCUUUCUUUCUUUCUUUCUUUCUUUCUUUCUUUCUUUCUUUCUUUCUUUCUUUCUUUCUUUCUUUCUUCCACAAAACCAGGUAGUGGAAUUAUAUUACCAGUUAUAGCAAAACAUUUUGUUUCACAAACAACAUUCAGCAUAGAUUCUUUAUACUGAAACUGUUGGCUUGUAGUGUAUGGGUGAAUGCAUGCAGGAAAAUGCUAUUACCAUACAGAGCAGUAAGCCACAUUGCAAUCAAGCUGAAAGAAUAAAGAUUUUGCUUUGGUUUUUUUGUAUUUAAUUGUUCUGUCUAUGUUUCUAUCUUUGAAAUGCCAUUUAGAGGUAAAUUUCUAUCCUGUAAAAAUGAUCUAUCUGAAAAAAAUAAAUGUAAAGAAUACACAUUAAAUAUAAUUCAUCUUUAAAUUUUUCAUGGAAUGGAAAUUAAGAAGAGUGUAUUGGAUAUCUAGUUUUAAUAUUGGCCAAAACCCUAGAUAUGGUACUGGGUAGAGUAGUGGAAAGUUACAAAAAAUUAAUAAAAAAAAUUGACUAACA
This is a messenger RNA of Nannospalax galili (Upper Galilee mountains blind mole rat), 8918 nucleotides long. Its product is annotated as sodium channel protein type 2 subunit alpha. Lineage: Eukaryota; Metazoa; Chordata; Mammalia; Rodentia; Spalacidae. The coding region runs from base 358 to 6378 and encodes 2006 amino acids. The record is from RefSeq and is a predicted model, not a curated record. Gene Ontology annotation, biological process: membrane depolarization during action potential; neuronal action potential; sodium ion transmembrane transport. Gene Ontology annotation, molecular function: protein binding; voltage-gated sodium channel activity. The transcript is spliced from 28 exons. Gene Ontology annotation, cellular component: plasma membrane; axon; voltage-gated sodium channel complex.